Molecule: messenger RNA, 6661 nt
Organism: Oncorhynchus nerka (sockeye salmon)
Lineage: Eukaryota; Metazoa; Chordata; Actinopteri; Salmoniformes; Salmonidae
Product: inactive histone-lysine N-methyltransferase 2E-like
Biological process (GO): regulation of DNA-templated transcription
Cellular component (GO): Rpd3L-Expanded complex; Set3 complex
Source: RefSeq, a predicted model, not a curated record
CCAUUUUUGCAAAGGGAAAAGAGACAGGGUAGAGGGGAUCUAAUUUCCAACAGUCGGCGUAGGUAGGACACAAUUUUAACGGUUCGGAACUGACUGUCAUUAUUGGGUUCCAAUAACUACCAACGAAAAUUAAUUACAGUAGGGGGAGUCUCAAGAAGACUGCUAUCAGUGUAAAUAUUUUUAAACCUUAUGGAGCCGCAGUGUGGAGUGAAGUAGCUAUUGUUUUGGUUGUGUAGAGAGCGAGGCUCUAGCGACGGGGGUCUCACCCAGGUCGCUGUUUCUUUAUUCAAGGUAUCUACAGUGAGUGGACUUUAACUGCCUUGUGGAUGCACUUAGAUGUCUGCAAUGAGUGCUGUGGCUGGCAUGCCUCAGUGUUUUGGACUCCCAUGCUCUGGACUCAGUAGGACAAGAAUUGAUCAGCAAAGAACGUCAUGAGCAUAGUGAUCCCUGUAGGGGUGGACACAGCAGACACCUCAUACCUGAAAAUGGCUGCAGGCUCAGACAGACCAGAAUCGGUAGAGGCCAGCCCUGUGGUGGUGGAGAAAUCCAGCUACCCGCACCAGAUCUACAGCAUUAGCUCUCACCACUCCCACAGUUACAUUGGGCUGCCCUACGCCGACCACAACUAUGGGGCGCGACCCCCGCCCACACCCCCGGCCUCCCCUCCCCCCUCCAUGCUGAUCCGUCCGGGCGAGGGGCUGUUUGUGCCAGGGGGCCUGCAGGACGAGGCUUCCAGGGGCACCACACUCAGCACCUCGGAGGACGGCAGCUACGGGGCCGACAUCACCCGCUGCAUCUGUGGCUUCACCCACGACGACGGCUACAUGAUCUGCUGUGACAAGUGCAGUGUGUGGCAGCACAUAGACUGCAUGGGGAUCGACAGGCAGCACAUUCCUGAGACGUACCUGUGUGAGCGCUGCCAGCCGCGCAUCUUGGACAGAGACCGGGCCAUCGUGCUGCAGACCCGCAAGAGGGAGAACAUGUCCGACGGGGACACCAGUGCCACAGAGAGUGGGGACGAGGUGCCACUGGAGUUGUACACGGCCUUCCAGCACACGCCCACCAGCAUCAUACUCACCACCGGCCGCCUGGCGGGCAACAAGCAGGCCGACAAGAAACGCAAGAGGAGCGGAGACAAGGAGCCUGUCGCCACCUCGGCCAGAGCCAAGAAGGCGUUCCGUGAGGGCUCCAGGAAGUCCUCCAGAGUGAAGGGUGGCGCUCCAGAAAUGGAGCCCGGGGAGCACCCGUCUCUGUGGGAGAACAAGAUGAAGGCUUGGAUGGAGGCCUACGAGGAUGCCGGCAGCAACCAGUACAGCGAGGACGUCCAGAUCCUGCUCCGCGUCAAGGAGGCCGGCGACGGCAAGACCUUGGCCUACAACACACACACGGCCACCUUCAAACCGCCCGUGGAGAGCCAGGUUCAGAAGAACAAGAAGAUCCUGAAGGCAGUGAGGGACUUGGCUCCAGACUCCCUCAUCAUAGAGUACAGGGGCAAGUUCAUGCUGCGACAGCAGUUUGAGGCCAAUGGAUGCUUCUUCAAGAGGCCGUACCCCUUUGUGUUGUUCUACUCAAAGUUUGACGGGCUGGAGAUGUGUGUGGACGCCCGCAGCUUUGGCAAUGAGGCCCGCUUCAUCCGACGCUCCUGCACCCCCAACUCUGAGGUGCGUCAUGUAUUAGAGGAUGGUAUGCUCCAUUUGUACAUUUACUCUUUGAGGUCCAUCAGCAAAGGCACCGAGAUCACCAUAGGCUUUGACUAUGACUAUGGCUGCUGUAAAUACAAGGUGGACUGUGCAUGUGUGAGGGGGAACCCAGAGUGCCCGGUGCUGAAACACAACCUGGAGCCCACAGAGAACCUGGAGGCCAGCAGCCGCCGGCGGGGCCGCAAGGACAAGGAGCCCAUAAUGCAGCGAGGGGACCACCUGGACCUGGGCCAGAACCAGAAUAUGACCCUGGACUGUGACGGCAAGACCAAGGGUCUGGGGGCCGACGGCAAGCAGAGGAAGCUAUCGCCCCUCCGCCUCUCUAUCUCCAACAACCAGGAUCCUACAGAGUUAGAGGGUGUAGAAGACCAGCCUGAUAACUCCGUUAGCAGUGAAGUAGAGAUGGAGUCAGAGGAGACCAUUGCAGAGAGAAAGAGGAAGAUGGCCAGCCCAGCGGAGGAGUCCCAUCUGCAAGGCGUGGGGGCCUCCAGCUGUCUGGGACUGAGUAAACCGGAGACCCGUGAAGAGAGGAAGAUGGAGGCCAUCCUGCAGGCCUUUGCCCGCAUGGAGAAGAGGGAGAAGAGGCGUGAGCAGGCCCUGGAGAAGAUCGGCACCAAGUCAGAGGGGGGCAUCAAGGAGGAGCCCCCUGCCACCCCCGAGGCCGACAUGCAGUCUCCCGGUAUCAUGACGCCCCUGCUAGAGGUGAAGGAGGAGCCGGGUCUCAACAAGCCCACGCCGGCCAAGCUGCGAGGCAGCAAGCAGAGGAAGAGCUUCUCGCGGAGCCGCACCCACAUCGGGCAGCAGAGGCGGCGAGCGCGCACCAUCAGCACCUGCUCUGACAUACCUCCCGGCUCGCCCGGGGAACCCCUGGACCCCCUGGCCAAUGAUAGCCUAGACGUAGAGGCCUCCAGGGACCCUGAACCAGAGGCCCUCUCCUCCCAUGCCCCCGACACCAGCCCCCCUUACAGUGGCUCCCCGGCCCCUGACAGAAACCGCUCCGGGCAGAAGUACCCCAAAACUAAAAAGCACUUAGUGAGUGAGUGGUGCGUCGACAAGCAGGAGCGGUCAUUGCGGACCCCAGAGCCGAUCCCGGAGAGGCCCCUGAGGAUCAGCAGCGACCCUGAGGUGCUGGCCACCCAGCUCAACGCCCUACCCGGCAUGGGCCCCAACCCGCACGUCUACAGCACGCCCAAACACUACGUCCGCUUCUCCUCGCCCUUCCUGGCCAACCGCAGCCCCACCACCCCUGGGGUGCCCACUGGACGCCGGCGUUCCCGCGAGCUGCCCGACACGCCGCCCACCUCAGGCUCCUGCAAGAAGCGCUGGCUGAAGCAGGCUCUAGAGGAGGAGACCACCACCCCUCCACCCAGCAGCUGCCGGCCCACCCUGGUCAUGCCUAGCGAGGGCCCUCUCAGCCCCCCUAUCAACGGGGACUCUGAUAGCCCCCUCCCCUACAACGGAAGCUGCACCUUGCCAGAGUUGCCCACUCCUCUGAAGAAGCGGCGCCUGGGUCUGUGUCCACUGGACGCCUGCAUGUCAGAGAGCUCCACCCCCUACGGCUCUCCCUGCGCAACGCCAACCCGGGCCGACCUAUCAGAGACGCCGGGUACACCCUUGCUGCUGGCCACACCACCCCGCGUCACCCGUACGGAAGAACCGAGCCCCGAGGCUCUACCAAGCACCCCCACACACACACUCAGUGCCCCGCAGGAAAGCGAGUCUUCCCUGGACAGCUCACCAGAGGGCAGUCGCAGACCCAGCCCCCAAGAGGCUGAGCGGCCACCUUCGCUGCUCUCCUCCCCCUGCGUAGCGGUCAGGGCUCCCAGUCUGGAUGUGUUGACCCCCCAAGAGGCCAAGACCAGCGCCCCCCUGAGCCCCCAGCCCCCCACCCCCGAGUCCCAGGACUGUGUGGGAGAGGAGGGGCCAGAGACAGUGACCGAGGGCAGCAGCGACACCCCCUCCUCCACAGACCCAGCCUCUUCCUCCCUCCUCCCCCCCUGGAUGAAGAGUCCAGAGAGAGUGGGUCUGUCAGGGCCAGGGGGUCUGUCCUUCUCCCCCAUCAACUCUAACCUGAGGGACCUUACCCCCUCACACACCCUGGAGCCCAUCUUGGCCUUCAGGCCUGAGGCUGUGGCUGGUGUUGUGGCAGUGACAGUGACAGUACCAGUACCCCUGGCAGCAGGACCCUUCACAGAGGCUGCAGGGUCUCUCUUCUACCCCUGCCCUGAGGAGGGGGGAACGCUGGCCUUCUCUCGUUCACUAAGUGGAGACAGCACCGGAGAGGGAGGGUCAGGACAGAAUCCCCCACAGAAGAAAAAGGUGUCUUUGCUGGAGUACAGGAAACGUCAGCGAGAGGCGCAGCGCAGCGGCUCCAAAAUGGAAUGCGGCUCGCCUGUCUCUACAACAUCUACCCUGGUGGAGAUGUUCCCUCUGCCCAUGGAGACCACCCAAGAGCCUCCACCCCUGGCUCCUGCUCCGGCCCAAACUCCAGUGGCCCCUAUUGCAGUGGCCCCCACCCCGCCUGAGUCAAAUACCCCCCAGCCCAGCGAGGACACAGAGCCCCCUGUCGAGGGGGAGAGAGAGGGGGGAGAGGGACAGUGGACCUCGUCCACCUCGGUGGAGCAGGCAAGAGAGCGUGGCUACCACAGAGCCCUGUCGCUUAGUGACCACAGCAAGGACAAAGAUGGAGAGACCGAGGGCAGUGAGGCCCCAGUCAGAGAUUGUUCAUCUCCUAGCCUGCAGAGGACCCCAACCCACACGCCGUGUUCUCCUGGCCCCAGCAGCCCGUCCCAGCCUGGCAGUCGCACAGUGAAGGAGGAGGAGAGUGACAGCCGGCCUCGGACCCCCUCCCAGGCCACCCCACAGCAGCCCAGCAAGCCUGCCGUACCCAAGACAGCCCCCCUGACCCCCACCAAGCUACACCCUGCUGCCCCCUACCCUGCCCCCUCACUCCUCCACUCCCCCAAACCCCAGGCCCAGGGCUCCCCUUACCGCAGCCAGAGGGCCUUCCUUGCUCCUCCUCAGUCCCAGCCACAGGCUCAGCCAGCUGCCCCCUUCUCCCAGUACAGCCCACAGUCCGCUCCACCCCCUCCUCCACCAGCACCUCCAGCCUCAGCGGCCUACUUCUCCAGCCAGUCAGCCCCUGCCGUGGGAUCCUUCCCUGGGUUCAAGCCUGCAGUGAUCCCCAUUCCCCCUGGAGCCCAGCCCCUCCUGCAGACUCUUCCUCCCCACGCCCUGCACUACCAGAGCUCUACCACUCCGCCUCCUCCUCCCCCUCCCCCACCACAACACCCUGGGCCCAGCCCGGCCCUGCUACACGUUAACCUGCAGCCUCCUCCUGUCCAACAGCACCAGCUCCUCCUGACCACAUCCCCCAGUCCUCCCCCUCCUCCUCCGCCCCCUCCCCCACAGGGCCAGACCCACCAGCUGCAGCAGCCCAGUGCCAGCACCCUCCUGUCACUCAACCAGGGCUUGCCUCUUCCUCCACCCCCACCCCCUCCUCCUGUCCUCCACCGGUGUCCCAAUGCAAGUGCAGGCCCCUCACCACUUUCAGAACUUGGGGGCUUUCCAGCCCCGCUGAUGCACACCGGCGGCACCACUAACCCCUCGGUGCCCCCUCCACCUACCCCCCGCCCCACCAGCAGACUGGACUGCCCCCCUCCUCCCCCUCCCCAGCAGCAGACUCAGCCGGCCCAGGCCGUGCCCACCGCCACUCAGAUGCCCAGCGGAACACGUGGGGCCCCUGCGUCCCCCGCCCCCUUUCACAACGCUGGGUACCUGGGCACGGGGUGGCACUGACCGCCUCCAUGCAGGCCUCCCCCUUGGCCCUGCCAGCCCCUGUGAACUCACUCUGAGAGGAGCUUGAUGACAGACAGCGGAACACAACAAGCAACAAAAGCUGUAAAUAUUUUCUAUGUACCUGAACACAUGGCCAAUGGAAAAACAGGAGAACGUGGGAUAAAGGGGUGCUUUUUAAAGGACAAACUGAAAACAAGGACCGUGAAACAAUCUUAUUAAGAGACUUUGUGUUUGAAAAUGGAUGAUUCCCCCGGUGCUCAUCCCACUCUCUCUCCGACCUCCCUCCCUCUGUUUUCUUUUGAAUAUCCCUCCUGUGGCGGAGAGAGUGUCUGACCGUCUGUCCGUCUGUCUGUUUUGGACUUCUAUUCUAAGGUCCCGCACUUUCUGUAUCAAUGUACAUUCCAGCCUCCACCCCCCCUUCGUCAGUUAGUCCGCCUUUCACUUCUCCUUCUCUUUGUCUAUUGUCUGCUCUUCUACACCGUUUAUUCCUUUUAUCUAGUGGCUCAUUAUAGCAAACAGAAAGCUUUUUGUAAAGAGAAAAAAUACAGUUAUUAUUAUUUUUAUUCCUCUGUGUAACAAAUAUCUGCACCGCUGCAGUGAUUCAGAAAAUGCUCUUCUGGGAGCCCGCUUCACUGCCCCAGGAGACUGCACUCGUGUGUGUGUGUGUGUGUGUGUGUCCUGUGUGUCAGUGGAAGAAAGGGAAGUGAUAGACAGUAAGAGUGAUGGUGUGAAACGAGUGCAGUAGUCCUCUGUGGUAGCCAGAGUGAGGUCUCACCCGUAGGUAGGACGUUAGCGGUUUAUUUUUGAAUAUCAAUGGUUAUUUGUAGAAAUUGUAAUUUAAUGUAUAGGUGGUUACUCCAGCUUUCUCCGGAAACAGGUUGUAUAUAUUUGCUUCUUUUCUUUCCUAUGCUUGUACAAUUGGCUCCCAUCCCAUUUUGGAAUAUGGUUGUAAAUACGAGCGCUCUUCUUGGCAAAGAUGAAUGUUUCUGUGACAAUAGCACUUUUUAUUUAGUUUUUCCUCUCUGGACUAUUCAGUGUAGUCUUUUAUUAUUUGUGUGUGCGUGUGAGUAUGUUUGUGCAGAGGAGAGAGACUCAAACACUGCACUGGUUGGCUAUUUUCAUGGUUCAUUAUAAUAAAUCACUGUAAUGACAGUUUUAUACCA